Messenger RNA from Capronia coronata CBS 617.96, 993 nucleotides. RefSeq names its product 2-dehydropantoate 2-reductase. The transcript has a single exon. NCBI's taxonomy places the organism in Eukaryota, Fungi, Ascomycota, Eurotiomycetes, Chaetothyriales, Herpotrichiellaceae. Gene Ontology annotation, biological process: pantothenate biosynthetic process. The coding region runs from base 1 to 993 and encodes 330 amino acids. Gene Ontology annotation, molecular function: 2-dehydropantoate 2-reductase activity. Gene Ontology annotation, cellular component: cytoplasm. The record is from RefSeq and is a predicted model, not a curated record.
AUGUCUCCACGAAUCCUAAUCUUCGGCACCGGCAGCAUCGGCGCUGUGUACACAUACGUACUCUGUCGCGCCACUAAACCCGUCAACGUCUUCACCGUAUGUCGAUCGAACUACGACGUUGUGUCCAAACAAGGGUUAACCCUCAACUCGACGAUAUUCGGCCAAAACCUCAACGUACGGCCCCAAGUCGUCCGCACCGUUGACGAAGCCGUGGCCGCAUCCGAGGGCAAACCCUUCGACUACGUGAUCGUCACUGCGAAAGCAAUCGCCAGCACGCCCUCGAUACCGGAUCAACUCCGCCCAGCAGUGUCGGAGAGCACAACAAUCGCACUGAUCCAAAACGGCAUCGGCAUCGAAGACAUCUACCGAUCGGCCUUCCCGUCCAACCCCAUUCUAAGCUGUGUCGUCUAUCUGCCAGCGACACAGGUCCGACCCGGGACCGUAGAACACCGCGAGGUCGAGCUGCUGCACAUCGGCACAUAUCCCUCGACGGCGCCAUCGGCGCACAAAGACUCUGCCGACAAACUCGCAGCGCUGCUGCACGCCGGAGGUGCCUCGGCCGAAGUCCACGACGACAUCCAGCAGUCGCGGUGGAGCAAGCUUUUGGUCAAUGCGGCGUGGAAUCCAAUCUGUGCUCUCUCCCGCAGUCGGGACAUGCAGUUCCUUCAGUCCUCCCCGUACGCGCUGGACCUGGUCAAGGGCGUCAUGCUCGAGAUCGCCGCCGUCGCCCAGGCUUCGGGCUAUCCGUCCAUCUCGUCCGAAGUGGUCGAUUUCCAGAUCAGUCGGGCGACUGCGCGACCCUUGCCUGGUGUCGAGCCCAGCAUGCUGGCGGAUGCGGCCGCCGGGCGAAACAUGGAAGUCGACGCGAUAGUCGGCAACCCGCUGCGCAUAGCGGAGGCGAAGGGCGUCGACACGCCACUUUUGAAGACGGUGUACGCUCUCCUGAGUGGCCUCGAUGGGAGCUUUACCCGAGCGCGGCAGAGUCGGGGUUGA